Messenger RNA from Callorhinchus milii (elephant shark), 750 nucleotides. RefSeq names its product microfibril associated protein 2 (gene mfap2). The record is from RefSeq and is a predicted model, not a curated record. The coding region runs from base 116 to 595 and encodes 159 amino acids. The transcript is spliced from 9 exons. Gene Ontology annotation, cellular component: microfibril. Lineage: Eukaryota; Metazoa; Chordata; Chondrichthyes; Chimaeriformes; Callorhinchidae. Gene Ontology annotation, biological process: embryonic eye morphogenesis.
AGUUCGUUACCAUCUGGAGUUAGUUUCAAGAGCAGUUGCUGGAGAGCAGUUCAGCAAGUUCCACUGAAGAAUCUGGUUUGUUUGUAACUUCCCCGAACACGUCUGGGUUCUAGCCAUGGCUGUCAGAGCCGUAUGCCUCAUCCUGCUCUGUCUACCUGCUUUGCUCGAAGGUCAAUAUGGGAACUUCUACCAAGAGCAAUCACAAUACGCACAGUAUGAAAAUCCUGAUGGUAUAGAUUAUAACUACAACGAUCCAUCAAACUUCCAACCCGAUUUAGAAACAAAUCCUCCAUCAGACCUGACAGAACCAACAGAGCCUGGCCCUCUUGAUUGUCGAGAGGAGCAGUAUCCGUGCACCAGACUGUACUCUGUACACAAACCAUGCAAACAGUGCCUCAAGAGCCUCUGUUUUUACAGCCUUCGCAGGGUCUAUGUGAUUAACAAGGAGGUCUGUAUCCGCACUGUCUGUGCACAUGAGGAAUUAAUGAGAGCUGACCUGUGCCGGGAUAAGUACUCCAAAUGCGGUGUGAUGGCCAGUAGUGGAUUGUGUACACAGAUGGCCUCAUCGUGUGUCAAGAGUUGUGGAUCAUGUUGAGGGGAGAUCAGAGGGGGAACGUGAGGAGCAUAUGGUGUGGGAGGGAGAUGGGGAAUCUCCACAUAUAUCAACAGUAUUUGCAUUAAGCAAUGUAGAGGGAUUUUUUUUGUUAUUCCCAUAAUUGAUGGUGCUGAGGGAUUAUCCGUAUAAACCUC